Arabidopsis arenosa is the source of this 853-nucleotide messenger RNA. The record is from the annotation of a GenBank genome assembly. NCBI's taxonomy places the organism in Eukaryota, Viridiplantae, Streptophyta, Magnoliopsida, Brassicales, Brassicaceae.
CUUCACAAAUACUUCAAGUUAGUUUGUCGUGUUUCUGAUUAGAUCUCUUGUACUUUUUAGGGACUGAAACAGAAGGGUAGGGAUAGAAUCAUUCCAAAAUUCAGCUCAGCUAGAGCGAUGAUUUACGGAAAAGACGUAGCAGAUAAGGUGACUGAACUUAAUGGGAGCGACAUGGGAGGACACAAAUUAGCUGUUCUGGUGACUGCUAAACCUAGAAUACCCACUGUCCACGGACGCCAGCACCGCCAACGGCCACCCCCUACUCUCCCAGUAUCUGAUAGCUCUAGCAGGGAUGCAGCCAUUCCAAAAAGCAGGAGUGAAAGCUCCAAGACCCCGGAUAAAUCUUCUAAGAAGAAAAGGAAGUUAAGUGAGGAAGCUGCAAUGGAGAGUAAAGCCAUUUCUACUACUGUUGAGAAGCAAACGCCUGACCUAGAUGGGCUCAUUGUUGAAGAGUUAUGCAUGGGUAACCCCAACGGCAAGAAAGCUGAGCCUGGAAAAAUGGUUACUGUCCAUUAUACUGGAAAGCUUCUGGCGAAUGGGGAGAUUUUCGAAUCCAAGUUUGGAGACUUACGUUAUAAGUUUCGUCUAGGUGUUGGACACGUCAUUAAGGGACUGGAUGUUGGCGUUAAUGGCAUGAGUGUUGGUGGCAAAAGAAAGCUUACAAUUCCUCCAGAAAUGGGGUAAAGCCUUUGUAAAUCAUUUUGAUUUAUCUUUACUGUGAUGUUUUAUUUAACCUUUUUUAAUAUAUGAGAGAUGAUAAUAUAUUUAUUGUCUGGCUCUCAGGUUUGGUCCUGACGCUUGGCUGGUGUUUGAUGUCGAACUGCUUAAUGUUAAAUAAAACUGCCCUGGAAAC